Molecule: messenger RNA, 1387 nt
Organism: Podarcis raffonei (Aeolian wall lizard)
Lineage: Eukaryota; Metazoa; Chordata; Lepidosauria; Squamata; Lacertidae
Product: lipase member M-like
Exons: 9
Coding region: 56-1048 (330 amino acids)
Source: RefSeq, a predicted model, not a curated record
GACAACAGAGUCAGAAGAAUUCCUAAGGAAACGGCACUUGAAUCCCCAAGAAUUUAUGACUAUUAAUGAAAUAAUUCAAUAUUGGGGAUACCCCAGUGAAGAGCAUGAAAUCCUGACAGAGGAUGGCUACUACUUGCAAGCAAACAGAAUUCCUUAUGGAAUGCAGAGUUCUGGGAAGACAGAUGCUGGCUAUGAUGUUUGGCUAAUAAAUAAUAGAGGUACCAGCUGGUCUAGAAGACACAAGACUCUGUCAAUUGACCAAGAAGAAUUUUGGAAUUUCAGCUUUCAUGAAAUGGCAAUUUAUGAUAUUCCAGCAACCAUAAACUUUAUUCUGCAGAAAACUAAGCAAAAAAACUUGUAUUAUAUUGGCCAUUCCCAGGGAGGUACGUUGGGUUUAAUUGGCUUUUCACUCAGGCCACAGGUUGCUCAGAAAGUCAAGCUCUUCAUGGCUUUGGCUCCUACCUACACAUUUGUGGACACCAGUGGACCUGCGGCGCUAUUUUUCAAUCUUCCUGAUGGAUUUAUCAGACUGAUAUGGGGGAAGAAAGAAUUUGUUGGUUUUAGUAACAAACAGAAAAGACUGAAUGCCAAGCUGUGCAGUUAUCCCGUAAUAGAUGAGAUUUGUAUUCAAACUAUUUUCCUAACCAGUGGAUGCAAUCCAAAUAACUUAAACGUGAGUCGAGCUGAUGUAUAUAUUGGAAUUGUUCCCGAUUUUGCUUCUGUAAAAAACAUGAUCCAUUUGGCCCAGGUUUUUAAAUCAAAAGAACUGAAAUAUUUUGACUAUGGCAGUAAGAACAAAGCUAUAUACAAUACGACCACUCCUCCAUUCUAUCAAAUCGAAGACAUGGUUGUGCCAAGUGCUGUGUGGUAUGGUGGACAUGAUAUUAUAGAAAACAGAAAGGACAUUCAGCUGUUGCUUCCUCGAAUCUCUAAUUUGGUUUUCCACAAGUAUAUUCCGGAAUGGCAGCAUGCUGAUUUUUUAUGGGGUCUGGAUGCUUCAAAGAAACUAUACCCUGACAUAUUUCAUCUGAUGCUGAAGUACAAAUAAAAUGUUACAAAAGCCAUAUAUACUGCAUAUAUUCCAUUGGGGUUGCCAUAUGGCUGGAAUUUGCUGGACCUAUCCGGAAUACUGCAGUCAGAAGUAGUGUCCAGGCAGAAAUUGCUAAAAUGUCAAGGAAAAUCCAGAUGUAUGGCAACCCAUGUCGGACUUGUCAUUUUUGGUGAUUCUCCUUAAAAAUUCUUUCACAAAUUUCCAAAAAAAUUCACAACAACUUUUCUGUCUGGAUUUUAACUGUUACAAAUAUGCCAACCCCAAUUCCAUGUGACUGUAGAUGCUGCAAUAGGUCUGUACAAUAUGUAUAUGUGAUCAAUUUGUUAAUUACUUGUU